ACCUGAGAACCAAAACACAGCUGUCCAUACCUCAUCAGGACUGUACCGGUUCAGAGAAUGCUCUUUGCUCAGAGCUCCUGGAUGAUGUCAUCAAUUUUAGCCAUUCCUGUGAGGACCUUCUCCAACAUCUGAGGGAGACAAGCUGUGUCCUGUUGAGGAACAAGUCGGUUAACCUGAUUCAACCAUCAGGAGCUUUGCUUCAAGGCGGUGUCGUCCUGCGACAACAACGGAGGUCUACGGAUCAAAAACAUCUAAAGAAGAAACGAAACCAAAAGAGACCUCCUGCCACAUCCUAUCGACCCAGAAGAAUCCUCAACAUGAGCGAUCCAGAUUUUCUCAGCAGACUGCAGAAGCUGCAGAGCCGCUUCACCUGGGAUCUGAGACCAGAGGACCUGCAGCUGGAAGACCUCAGCGUUCAGCUGCAGCACGACAUCGACCUGGAGCUGGGACAGCCGGGGACCGUGGCGUAUGCCUGCAGGUUUCUGGCUUACGUCAGGUAUCUCCAGUGUCAGCCAGCAGAGGCGCUGGAACUCCUCAACCAAUCAGAGACGAAGACCCGGGAGGUGUAUGAUGAUGAGCGGCGGUUCAUUGUGAUGUACGGAGACAUGGCCUGGCUCAAAUACCACACUGAAGACUUGGAGGAGGCACAGAGACUCUGCCAGAGAGUGGAGGACAUCCUGGUGAGGCACCCGGCAGCCCCUGACACCCUUCAUCCAGAAGUGUACGGCGAGAAGGGCUGGACACUCCUCAAGCUGUCCAGGUCUUACUACCCGGAGGCCAAAGAAAACUUCUGCAAAGCUUUGGAGAUGCAACCUGAUGACUGUGAGCUCAACAACGGCUACGCCAUCGUCCUGUAUCGCAUGGAAGAGGAUGAUUCAGGAUCGAGCGCUGAAGCGUCACCGGCCACCAGACAGCUGCAGCGGGCUGUGGAAAUCAACCCGAGAGACGGCGUUCUGCUGUCCAUGUUGGCUCUGAAGCUGAUGUUUAACGGAAAUCUAGAAGAGGUGGAUAAGCUGGUGGAGAGGGCGCUGAAGGUCGCACGCAACAACACUCAGGUCAUCAGAUACCUGGCCAAGUACCUCCGCAAACGGAACCGACUGGAUGAGGCCAUCAAACUGUUGCAGGACGUGCUUAAGAUGAACACCACUUCAACCUUCAUCCACCACCAGCUGGCUCAGUGCUACAUCGACAAGAAGAAGCUCCUUAAGAAAACUCAGCCACGAAGAGGAGAUGCUAUUGCGCCUUCAUGGGGUCUUAGUGAUGAAACAGCUCGUGAGAUAAAACGUCUGAGGAGUCUCUGUAUUCACCAUCUGGAAAAGACUGUCCAACUGAAAAGUGGCUUCAAGCACGCCAAGGCGGAACUGGCUCUGCAAUAUGCCGAGAUGUCUGACAAGGAGAGGGCUCAGCAGAUGUUCGAUGAAGUACUGGAGGGGCUGGAAGAGGAACCUUGGAGAAUCCGUUAUGAUAUCUAUCGUAACUAUGCUACUUUCUGCCAGUACCACACCGACAACAUAGGCCUGGCCUUCACCUACUAUAAGAAGGGUAAUGAAAUCCUCACCAGCGCAUCAGAGAAGAGCUAUCUACUGAAGAGAAUGAAGGAGAUGGCAAAAACAAGACUCGACAGCAACUGGAGGGAUGCCACACCCUAUGCCAUUCUGGGAUAUGUGGCAAAAGAAGAUGGUGAUUGGAGGGCGGCGGAGGAAUAUUAUGAGAAAGCUCUGGAGAGAGAUGAAGAUAACACCGAGUACCUGUCGGCACUGUGCGAGCUGCGCUUGAAGCUGCAGUGACUCCAGAUCCUCGUUCAUUGGUUCAAGCCUGGUUCUGUUGAAAAUCAAAAAGUGUUGGUGUUUGUGCGUGCAAUUUCUCAUCAUCUUCUGUACUUUCUGUGGUUUCUGUUACUUGUAAGUUAGGUAGAUCUCCCUGAUCUUCUGAAAUUGGAAUUAGACGCUUUUCUCCAAGCCAUUUCACGUCUGUUUUGUACCGAGCUUUUUUCUUUAGCGGGGUCUGUUUUUUUCCCAAUGAGAGCCGAGUGCAGAUAGUCGUUUUGCCAUCUGUUUCUCCUCAUGCUAUCCCUGUACUCCUGCUUGUUGCAGUGACAAUAAAGGUUAUUCAUUUAUUCAUUCA
Messenger RNA from Oryzias melastigma (Indian medaka), 2124 nucleotides. Its product is annotated as interferon-induced protein with tetratricopeptide repeats 5. Bases 318 to 1787 code for a protein of 489 amino acids. Gene Ontology annotation, molecular function: protein binding. Gene Ontology annotation, biological process: defense response to virus. The record is from RefSeq and is a predicted model, not a curated record. NCBI's taxonomy places the organism in Eukaryota, Metazoa, Chordata, Actinopteri, Beloniformes, Adrianichthyidae. Gene Ontology annotation, cellular component: cytosol. The transcript is spliced from 12 exons.